AUGUUUGAAUUAAGCAAAAAGUUUUUUUUAUCCUUUGAAAUUCCAUUCAGUCAAAUUCAGAAAAUUACAGCACGGUCAUCAGGACCAGGGGGUCAGAGUGUCAACAAGGCUGAAACUAAAGUGCAACUUCGAUUUAAUGUUGAUACUGCAAAAUGGAUCCCUUCAACUGUUAAAGAAAAUUUGAAAAAAAUUUUCAAAAACAAACUGAACAAAUCUAAUGAGUUCAUCAUUGAAUGUGAAGAAACCUCUUCUCAGAUAUCGAACUACAAAAUUUGUGCUGAUAAAUUAAAGGCUAUUCUUGAAGAAGCAGAAAAUUACAAGGAAAAGGUUAAGUACACAACUGUUAAAGAUUUUAUCAAUCUUAUUAAGUCAGACGAACAAAUAAAGAGAUACAAAGAUACACUAAUUAAUCAGAAAAAAAAAAGACGGGAAAGAAAAUUUAAUAGAAGAGAUUACGACUGA
Messenger RNA from Plasmodium malariae, 462 nucleotides. RefSeq names its product peptidyl-tRNA hydrolase ICT1, putative. The transcript is spliced from 6 exons. Gene Ontology annotation, molecular function: translation release factor activity. Gene Ontology annotation, biological process: mitochondrial translational termination. Lineage: Eukaryota; Apicomplexa; Aconoidasida; Haemosporida; Plasmodiidae. Gene Ontology annotation, cellular component: mitochondrial large ribosomal subunit. The coding region runs from base 1 to 462 and encodes 153 amino acids. The record is from RefSeq and is a predicted model, not a curated record.